Auanema sp. JU1783 is the source of this 1257-nucleotide messenger RNA. NCBI's taxonomy places the organism in Eukaryota, Metazoa, Nematoda, Chromadorea, Rhabditida, Rhabditidae. The record is from the annotation of a GenBank genome assembly.
AUGAGUAGUGAUACCUAUAGCAGGUUCCGCAGCAUCGCUGAUUAUUUCCAAUACCUGGAUGACCUAAUUGAAAACGCAGACUGGGAAUCAGCAGAGUCUGCUGCUCAACUACUCUCGUUGAAUAACAAUCACUCUUCUCUUCCUUUCCUUCAGGUGGAAGAGUAUGGUUCUCGUAAAAACAGAAGCUACCUUAAUGAUGAAGCUUUUGACAAAAUUGUGUGCUUGCAUCUGCAAGUACUCUACAGUCUCAAUGUAGCACGGAAUUACGAGAAUGUUUACAACGCUCAUACCUCGAUAAUGCAAGUAUUUAACAAAGAAGUUCUCCAAAAGAAGAAAGAGGAGAACUGGUUUAUGCCCAUUUUCUAUCAACUUUGCUCUGACUUACUCAAAGUGGCUAGCUUCGCUGACGAGUUUGUAGAGCGGGAUGACGAGAUGGAAAACUCUGCAUCCUUUUAUGAAAGCUGUGCUUCCUUCAUCAUGGAAUCAUAUCGUACUUGUGUCUCAGAUGUACGUGCCGAUGCCUCAACUACUAAAAAAAUUGCAAUGCUUAACAUGACAAAUCAACUGUUCCGUAUUUACUUCAGAAUUGACAAGCUCAAUUUGCUCAAACCAUUAAUACGAGCUAUUGAUAAUUCCGGCCCACUUUAUCACGAGUUCUCAAUGGCAGAUAAGGUCACCUAUAAAUACUUUCUCGGUAGAAAAGCGAUGUUUGACUCCGACUUGCCCUUAGCCGAAGAAUCACUCUCUUAUGCUUUCCGUAAUUGCCCACCUGAGUCCAUGACAAACAAAAGGCUAAUUCUCAUAUAUUUAAUACCUGUGAAAAUGUUUCUGGGGCACAUGCCCUCUCCAUUCCUUCUGCACAAAUACCAAUUAGAUGAUUUUCAUGAUGUGGUAGAGGCCGUUAAAGACGGAAACUUGGGCAAACUAGAUAGGGCUUUGGCUGAUCAUGAAGAUUUCUUCAUCCAGUGCGGAAUCUUUCUGAUGCUCGAAAAACUUCGAGGAAUCACAUUCCGAACAUUAUUCAAAAAAAUAUCUACAAUUCUGAAUACAAAUAUGAUACCUCUGGGAGCGUUCCUGUGUAUUCUGAAAUAUCUCAAAGUUGAUGAUGUGGAUGAGCUGGAGUUGGAAUGUAUAGUAGCGAAUCUGAUUGCUGAGAAAAAAAUCAAGGGAUAUCUAUCUCAUCAACAUCAGAAGCUCGUGAUUAGUAAGAAGGAUCCUUUUCCUGCCCUGUCAUUAAUUCAUGCUGGAUCUCAUUGA